Messenger RNA from Dermochelys coriacea (leatherback sea turtle), 3004 nucleotides. It is a transcript of the gene SEC61G, whose product is annotated as SEC61 translocon subunit gamma. Gene Ontology annotation, cellular component: membrane; Ssh1 translocon complex. Gene Ontology annotation, molecular function: transmembrane protein transporter activity. Gene Ontology annotation, biological process: protein targeting; post-translational protein targeting to membrane, translocation. The record is from RefSeq and is a predicted model, not a curated record. The transcript is spliced from 4 exons. Lineage: Eukaryota; Metazoa; Chordata; Testudines; Dermochelyidae. The coding region runs from base 168 to 374 and encodes 68 amino acids.
CUCAGAACGUAUGCCUUCCGGAGGGGAGGGGGGCCGGGGUCCCGGCGGAGAGCCUGGAGAGGGCGACGUCAGUUCCGGUGCAGUUUCUCGUUCCGGUUCCUCGCCCUGGCGUCCGCAGUUGCUACGUGUCCUGAGCGCGAGCGGUCCGUUCGGAGCCGGAGGCAAUCAUGGAUCAAGUAAUGCAAUUUGUUGAGCCCAGCCGUCAAUUUGUAAAAGAUUCCAUCAGACUUGUUAAAAGAUGCACUAAGCCAGACAGAAAAGAAUUCCAGAAGAUUGCCAUGGCAACAGCAAUAGGUUUUGCGAUAAUGGGAUUUAUUGGUUUCUUUGUGAAAUUGAUCCAUAUCCCUAUCAACAACAUCAUUGUUGGUGGCUGAACACUCAUCAAGAUCUGUUACCUGAAGUUUGGAGUGAUGGACAAUGGGGGUGGGUGUGGGGGGCUUUUUUGCUUACUAAUAUUCCAUAAGUCUGUAUCUUGUUUGUUUACUGCUAUAAACCAGGCUAAGAUUUAAAACAAGCUUGAUAUGAGUUGGUCUCAUUUUGUUUUACUGACUCUUUGAACUUUCUAGGCUCAGUAAAUAACUUAUCACUGUGUGCUGCUAGUUGUACAAGAUGAGGUAAGGUGACUGAACUGCCUUUCUUGGUUUACUGCUUUCAGCUGUAGAAUAAUUCUUUACAUAUUACUACUUUUGGUCCAGCAUUAGGUGGUACUAAAAACCAACUCUAAAUCUAUUCAGAUUAAAAACACUAACCUACUGCCAUUUUCCUAUAUUGUGUCUUGUAACCUGGGGGGUGAAGAACCCCUACAAAGGGAAUGUCUGUAUAAAAUGCUCUAGAAGCAUGAAACAAGCUGAAAAGAUUUUGCUCUAGUCUUUGAGUUGACAUGAUCUGUGGUUUUACUUACAAAAAGUAUUUUAGUUUUAUCAGAUCUUGUUCUAAACACUCUUUAAGAGGCCACAACUAAAAUACAUACAUUAUAGAUGUACUUACAGAUCAGCUGAGGGCCAUUAUCCUUCCUUACUAAACAGUUUUGGAUUCCACUACUGUCUUUACAGUGCUUUUCAAGAUGGUGUAACUUGACACCAACAUUAACACUAAAUGUUAUAUACCAUUGUAUUUAGCAUCUAUUCAAUGAUGUAUGCAUUCUGUGCCACCUUAAAUUAACAAACCCUUUAAAAGAAAAUAUACCAGUUUGGUUAUUACAGCAGUCUCUUCAAAUUUUACAAAUUAAAAUGCAACUUUAUCCAGUUGUUUAAAGAACUUGCAUGAACUUCUGCCUACAAAGCUCAUACAGUUGUGACAAAUCUGAAUGUUUUAAUCUAUAAAAGCUUGCACACUAAUUAGUUUACUAGCACUUGAUUAGUUUAAUGCUGCUUACCUUCUGUUAAUUAGAAGUUUGUAAAUAGUACCUGAUGCUGAAAAGGAGAAGUAAAAUGGCAGCAUAGACAGCAGCAUUAAAAGAAAUACUCAGCCUGCUAUUCUGAGCUUCACUGCAGCGGUAUUUAUUACUUUUUCCCUUUUAAAAUUUGCAAUUAACUCAAGUGAAGUAGACUUACAAUCUAUCUUACUAAACAGCAGAGCAGAAGAUCAGCCUGUUCUAGUCGCAUUAAACAGGAAAAGGUUUACUUACAAUACUGCUGUACUAAUUUUGUAUAAGUCAAAAAUAUACAUAAUCAAUUAAAAUUUGACUCGAGAAAAGAUUCUUCAACCACUGAUUUAACAGUAAUAUUAAAACCUAAUAUGGAUCCACUCCUGCAAGGAGUAAGAGUAGAUCAGUCUAUGCCCAUUAGUCCCUUUUAGUGCUGCUGGUUUAGGAAGUGCAUGUGUCCUAGGCACGGAACUAGAAUGAGAUAUAUUCAGUCAGUUUUGUCACUACUAUAUUCCUAAAGAUUUUACACUUGACUUAUUGAACUCCACUAUCUUUCCCUUCCCUCUGCUCUUCCAAAAAAAAAAAAAAAUUUUUUUUAUUCCUGCCACAAUAAUUGUUUCUGUUUAAUGAGUGAAAUUUUCCAACAUGUUUAAAGUCUUCGGUCAGCUGAAAAAAAGGCAGUUGUAAUCUUAAGCAUUUUGCUUAUUUUUGAUACCCAUUGUCCACAGCAAUGGUUUAUCUGUUUCUAUGGUGACAACUCCAGAUUCAUCGUAGGUAUUUGAAGUGCUGACAAGUGUUCCAAACUUUAGCACAUGGUUAGCUGUAAAUAAUAAAAAAUAAUUUAAGUAAACAUCAGGAAAAAUCUCUUUACAAAGGCAUUUAAAGAACAAACUGCCAAAUAAGCAAAUUAAGUGACAUGUAUUUCUUGUCCGGUUAAGAAGGUUUCGAUUUCCUGUUGAUUGCAAUGAGGACAAUGUAUUCUAAGAAUGUAUAUCCUUUUGUCCCCUAAAUUUUUAUAUCCAAACCAUUCUUGAACCAAUAUGUGCCAUCUGAAAGGUAAUUCUGUAUAAAUUAAAAAAUAAAUCCAUCAUCUCUACUACAGAAUAACGAAGUAAAAUGCAACCACUCCUAAAGCAUAGGCCAGCAACAGACAGUAGCGUGUGUGUGUUUGGAGUUUUAUAUUUAUACAUAAACUAAUUGAAAAUAAGAAUAGGUGAGAGAGGAUUCUUCAUUUUCCUCUGCAGGUUAAGUUAAAAAUUCAGCUGUAAUUCAAUCAAUUCACAUUUUAAAAAAUACUGGUGUUUUUGAAAGGCCGUUGAAGGAAACAACUUACAUGAAUCGAGUACUUUUUUGGCCCAGAGUGAUUCAUAAACAAAAUAUAGGCAUCAUCUCCUUUUGGAAUGAAGAAAACGCAGGGGUAGAAGAAAGCAGCUGUUUAACAAUGCACAGGAAUAGUUUAGGAAGGGAACUGAAUGUAGUAGCCAACUGAAAUUCCUGCAAGGGGAAUUUUAGGUAGGCAGAAUUGUAAUUAUGCAAGUUGGAAUCUGGCCAAGAUAGCAGGAUUGAUUCCUUUACACUUGUAUUAAGUACCAUUGGAUCUUUAAAGGUCAGUAUGAUUAAAAGAAGAGAAAACUGUCA